Hyalella azteca is the source of this 2514-nucleotide messenger RNA. Its product is annotated as single insulin-like growth factor-binding domain protein-2. The record is from RefSeq and is a predicted model, not a curated record. The transcript has 4 exons. NCBI's taxonomy places the organism in Eukaryota, Metazoa, Arthropoda, Malacostraca, Amphipoda, Hyalellidae. Gene Ontology annotation, cellular component: extracellular region. Gene Ontology annotation, biological process: regulation of cell growth; regulation of signal transduction. Gene Ontology annotation, molecular function: insulin-like growth factor binding. The coding region runs from base 119 to 439 and encodes 106 amino acids.
AAUUACUUCUAUUUAUAAAUAAUGCCUUCCAGAGAAUAAUAACUAAUUCUUAUUUGUUAACCAUUUUUUCAUCCAAGGUCACUAAGAAAAAGAUUUUGAAUUGUGGAAAAUAUUCGACAUGUUCAAAGCAGCCCUCAUCCUCGCAGUGUCCCUUGUCCUAACAUGGUCAGCUGAAGGCGUGAUCUGCCCACCCUGCGUGCCAGCACAUCUCAGUCCGCCCGAGAACUGCAGUCACGGCACGACACUGGAUUUGUGCGGGUGCCGUCUGACCUGCCUUAAGGGGCUCUGUGAGCGAUGCGGUGGACCAGGGAACAUCCACGGUCGGUGUAGGCGUUCCAUGAACUGCAUCCCGUCGUACCCUGACGGAUCGGGCGUGUGUGGCCACCCUGGAGAAGUUGGCCCUGCUGUCGGCUGUGUGCUAUCACAAGUCGACAACUGAGCUCCAUCCUUCAGCAUCAGACGACUGAAGCUUCAGGCAAAAUAAACUCCAUCCUUCACCAUCAGUCGUCUGAAGCAUCAGGCAAAAUAAACUCUAUCCUUCAGUAUCAGUCGUCUGAAGCAUCAGGCGAAAUAAACUCCAUCCUUCAGCAUCAGACGUCUGAAGCAUCAAUCAAAAUAAACUCCAUCCUUCAGCAUCAGACGUCUGAAGCAUCAGGCAAAAUAAACUUCAUCCUUCAGCAUCAGACGUCUGAAGCAUCAAGCAAAAUAAACUUCAUCCUUCAGCAUCAGACGUCUGAAGCAUCAAGCAAAAUAAACUCCAUCAUUCAGCAUCGGUCGUCUGAAGCAUCAGGCACUCCUCUGAAACACACAUACAUUCCACCAAUUUACAAAAGAAAUAACAAAUUCAAAAAUAAAUGGAAAUAUCCUUCCUCCUUCCUUGGUCUCCUGUGCACUAAAUGAUAGUUUACGAUAUGAAUGAUUUAUUUUGUAACAUAUUUGAACAUUAAUAUACUUUUUACAUAUUUGAAUAUUCAGAUUUAUGUGGCUAGCAACUAUUGAACUAUAAUAACAUUAUUGUUAGAAGUUUUAUCCAAAUAAAUUGUUUCAAGUACAUGUGCUUCUCAUGAUAUCGAUCGUGUAUCGUAUAGCUUUCUUUACAAACUUGUUGUUCGCUCACAGAAAUGAUAAUCUAUCGCAAGGAUGCUUAUAACAUUGUAAUAAAGUAUGAAACUGCCAUUUAUAUUUUAAAAUAUAAACCGUAAAACGGCAGGAAGAUCUAUCAUUGGAAUAUAAAUCCAAUGUUUUUUGCGCUCGACUAAAGGUGUGGCGAAAUUUAUUUUUUGCUAACUUCAUUAGUUAGGAGAAAAAUUUUUAAUUUUCUUUUACAACAAUGGAAUGGUUUUGCGGUGCUCCAGGCAAAUUUAAAAGAAAAUUUGACGUUCAUUCCAUAUUAUUGGGCUGAAAAUUGAGGUGGUAGCUUCGCAAUUAAGGGCAGAAUAACGAACAUGAUUUGUGCAAUUCCAUGGCCUUAAAUGAACAUCUCGUCAGCUGAGAAUAUAUAUACUAACCCUGAAUAUCUUGCUAUUCUUUAUAGUGCAAUGUUAUCUUUCCUACAAUAAUUAAGUUCUUCAUUGAAUUUGUGAUCCAAGCAGGUCAAUGUUGAAUUUUGAACUUGUUUCAUGUUCUUUUGUUCUUUUUCAUUGAUAACGCAAUUCGAGUCGCUCCUGUUACGAGGUAAGAUCGUCGAUAUCCAGCUUACUCUGAUAUUAUUGUACCAACCUUGCACCUGUUCGGACCUCCUUGAACCAUUAGAUCCUUCCUGUUACUUAUUUUGAGUUUGUGCAAAUUUACUUUCAAUUUGUUUGGUUCAUUAAGUUGCAUGUUUUCGUCUCUGUUGUCCAUUCACUUGAAUUUUCGAUUCUAGAUUUUAGUCAAAUGUUGAACCCCGUUGGGUUUUUGGCUCGUCAAUAACUUUAAUUCAAUAGCUACCAGGCCUGCCACUGUUAAUGCCUGCUUUUACGUGAACGCUUGCAUGCAUUUAACUUUAUUGCAGAAUGGAAACGCUUUAAACUGCUUAGUUAUCUAUGAGAAGUCCUGUCGAUGGUUCCAUUUAAGGCAAACAGAAAGGUUAGUUAUUCUUUUUCUUGUUCUGACUUGCUCAUCAUACUGAAAUAAAUUAAGUUAUAGCGUGAAUAAAUUAUUUUAUAGGUUCUAAACUGCCAGCCUGUGUUUACCAGACCCAGAAUCUAUCCAACUACCUUGACUUGCAAGUUGGCCGUCAUACCCGGCAGCUUUAAGUUUUUUAUUUAUUUUUCCUUACCUACUACUAAAUUAUUUCGUUCAGUUAUGGACGCCCAUACGGUGAUAAUUGUAAAGUGAGACAUACUAACUUUUGCAAAAUGGACUCAUUCCUUUUAGAAUGAAAAAUGUUUUAAUCUACCAUUUAUUUCCGCACCAAUAUUGAUGCUCGCGUGUUUAUGCAACAGAGAGUGCAACUUCAGCUUUUAUCGAUUCUUACUGGCUUCGUUUGUGAACAACUUCGUUUGGCGUUCAAUAAAAGUAUAUUCGUCUUCA